Molecule: messenger RNA, 1893 nt
Organism: Physeter macrocephalus (sperm whale)
Lineage: Eukaryota; Metazoa; Chordata; Mammalia; Artiodactyla; Physeteridae
Gene: PANK2
Product: pantothenate kinase 2
Exons: 9
Coding region: 203-1693 (496 amino acids)
Biological process (GO): coenzyme A biosynthetic process
Cellular component (GO): cytosol; nucleus
Molecular function (GO): ATP binding; pantothenate kinase activity
Source: RefSeq, a predicted model, not a curated record
UCCGCCUCGAAUCAGGCAGCCUAUUGGACAUGAGGCCUUCGGACCGCCCCCAGCUUGUUUGGAUUGGCUUGCUGCGCGUUGGCGCAACGGAAGAGGCGGCCUGCCGAGGGUGUUCUUCUGCUCUGGCUGGAUUGCCGCGGAGGAGGCGACGAGGGCACCGGCUUUGGGGGGCUGGCUAGGUCGGCAGCGGUUCCUGCUGCGGAUGGGAGCAGGCCGGCUCGGCGCGCCCAUGGAGCGCCACUGGGGGGUCGCCGCCACCUCCGCCUCGUCGGGCCGGGAGCCGGCGCCCGGGGGCGCCGAUGGGCGGCGGCGGGAGCCACUGCGGCGCCGGGCGAACAGCGCGUCGGCUCCCGCCGUCGGGGCCUCGGCUUCGGCGGAGGGCGUAAGGCGGGACCGGCCCGGCUCUUACAGCGGCGCUACGUCGGCCUCCCGUCAGCGCGUCGAAAGCCUCAGGAAGAAGCGGCCGCAUGUGCAGGAGGUGUGGGAACUCUGGGAUCACAGUGCUUCAUGGCAGUGCCGGGGGAUGAGCUGGAUCUUUGAAGAACUGCUGCUUGCUUUGACUUCCCUCUCCUUUCUCUUCCCUCUUCGACUUCCUAUGUUGAAAUCAUUUUUUCCUUGGUUUGGCUUGGAUAUUGGUGGGACCCUGGUCAAGCUGGUUUAUUUUGAACCCAAAGACAUCACUGCUGAAGAAGAAGAGGAAGAAGUGGAAAGUCUUAAAAGCAUUCGAAAGUACCUGACCUCCAAUGUGGCUUAUGGGUCCACGGGUAUUCGGGACGUGCACCUGGAGCUGAAGGAUCUGACUCUGUGUGGACGCAAAGGCAAUCUGCACUUUAUACGCUUUCCCACUCAUGACAUGCCUGCUUUUAUUCAAAUGGGCAGAGAUAAAAACUUCUCGAGUCUCCACACUGUCUUUUGUGCCACUGGAGGUGGAGCGUACAAAUUUGAGCAGGAUUUUCUCACAAUAGGUGAUCUUCAGCUUUGCAAACUUGAUGAACUAGAUUGCUUAAUAAAAGGAAUUUUAUACAUUGACUCAGUUGGAUUCAAUGGACGGUCACAGUGCUAUUACUUUGAAAACCCUGCUGAUUCUGAAAAAUGUCAGAAGUUACCAUUUGAUUUGAGAAAUCCAUACCCUCUGCUCCUGGUGAACAUUGGCUCUGGGGUUAGCAUCUUAGCAGUAUAUUCCAAAGAUAAUUAUAAGCGAGUCACAGGUACCAGUCUUGGAGGAGGAACUUUUUUUGGUCUUUGCUGUCUUCUUACUGGCUGUACCACAUUUGAAGAAGCUCUUGAAAUGGCAUCACGUGGAGAUAGCACCAAAGUGGAUAAACUAGUACGAGACAUUUAUGGAGGGGACUAUGAGAGGUUUGGACUGCCAGGCUGGGCUGUGGCUUCAAGCUUUGGAAACAUGAUGAGCAAGGAGAAGCGAGAAGCUGUGAGUAAAGAGGACCUUGCCAGAGCGACUUUGAUCACCAUCACCAACAACAUUGGCUCAAUAGCAAGAAUGUGUGCCCUUAAUGAAAACAUUAACCAGGUGGUAUUUGUUGGAAAUUUCUUGAGAAUUAAUACGAUCGCCAUGCGGCUUUUGGCAUAUGCUUUGGAUUAUUGGUCCAAGGGACAGUUGAAAGCACUUUUUUCGGAACACGAGGGUUAUUUUGGAGCUGUUGGAGCACUCCUUGAGCUAUUGAAGAUCCCCUGAUUGUUACCUGGGGAGGGGUUCCUGGAACCUUCCACAAUGGGAUCUGUGGACUUGUUUUUUUAAGAGACUUACUCAGUUUUAUGAUUGUGUACUACCUGAAUCAAAGCGAGAAAGGACAAAUGUAUUUUUCUAAGUCAUCAAGAUAAAUCUUAAUAACCAGUAAGGAAAGAUAUAUAUUAAAAAAAAAAAAGUGGACCAUG